UCCGGCGGCGCGAGAGGUGCUGUGUCCUUCAGCUGAAGCUAAGGCCGAGUCCCAGCCGGCGACUAGCACCGCGCACCACCGCCUCCUCCUCCUCCUCCUCGCCAUGGCCUCCGUUUCCGAGCUCGCCUGCAUUUACUCCGCGCUGAUCCUGCACGAUGACGAAGUCACCGUCACGGAGGAUAAGAUCAAUGCACUUAUCAAAGCGGCUGGAGUGAAUGUUGAACCUUUCUGGCCAGGCCUGUUUGCAAAGGCUUUGGCCAACAUUGACAUCGGAAGUCUCAUCUGCAACGUUGGAGCGGGUGGCGGGGCUCCAGCUGCUGCAGCCCCGGCUGGAGGAGGGGCCCCUACAGGUGGUACAGCUCCUGCUGAAGAGAAGAAAGAGGAAGAGAAGAAAGAAGAGUCUGAAGAAUCUGAUGAUGACAUGGGCUUUGGUCUCUUUGACUAAGCUGCUGACUUUUGUACUCUUUUACAAUAAAGAUACAAAUAUGUAAGUGAA
Euleptes europaea (tarantolino) is the source of this 496-nucleotide messenger RNA. It is a transcript of the gene RPLP1, whose product is annotated as ribosomal protein lateral stalk subunit P1. The transcript has 4 exons. Gene Ontology annotation, molecular function: ribonucleoprotein complex binding; structural constituent of ribosome; protein kinase activator activity. NCBI's taxonomy places the organism in Eukaryota, Metazoa, Chordata, Lepidosauria, Squamata, Sphaerodactylidae. Gene Ontology annotation, cellular component: cytosolic large ribosomal subunit; ribosome. Gene Ontology annotation, biological process: cytoplasmic translation; translational elongation. The record is from RefSeq and is a predicted model, not a curated record. The coding region runs from base 104 to 445 and encodes 113 amino acids.